UCCUCUUGUACCCUCCCGCUAGUUCCUCCUUGUUCAUUCCCAGUGACUGACUCGGAGUCGACUGCCUCCCGCGCUCUCCUACCUGCUCCUCUUCUCUUCCUGAACAUCCUCUUGCAGAGCCAGCUUCGUCUGCGUCCGUUUCUUUGCCUGUCAGUCAGAAAAGCUCUUUGCGCUCCUCAACUUACAAAGCACGUCAACAAAUACCUCGGGACAAAACUGAGACCAUAAAAUGAAUCCAUCCAGAAACAUACUGUUCCUUGGAGUAGCAGUUACUUCCUUUGCAUCCCUUCUUGCUCCUUCUCACGCCUGGGUUCCCUCAACCACUUUGACUCCCUUCUUGAAUGUGCACAACCGCCUCUCGCUCAGAUCUACAGGGCGAGUGUACCCUCGCCCCACGGUUGCCUACAUGAAACAAGCUGGAUCGCACUUGGUCACUUACGGCGAUUUGUGGAGGGAUGCUGUUCCUGAAGAUGAUGUGCAAACAAACUUGCAAGCUGAGGUGACUGAGGCGUACGACGAGCAGGAGGCAGAGCUGUCCGUUGCUGAGACACUUGUGAAGCCCAUCAGGCAGGCGGCCACGGCUGUGUGGGAGAGACUCACGUACGAGCCAAGUGAAGAGGAGGUGAGAGCCAACCUGAAGGCUUUCGCCAAGGCUCAUGGUGGCGCGGUCAUGACCCCACUCUCUGAGGAGGAGCUAGAGAAAGAAGUGAAGUACUGCGGAAUGUUUCCUGAUCUUGUUGAUGCCCUGGUCGAGAACGAGGUGCAGAUGGAACUUGCUACCGAAGUGUCGAGCAAGGCUCAGGAGAUGGCAGCUAAGAAGUUGGCGAAGGAGCUUUCCAAGGAGCUGGGCCUUACCCCGCCUGUUGACUCUGAGAAGACCAAGCUGUGAGGGACAGAUGAAUACGGAUAUGAUACGAGGACGAAGCUCGUCGACUGUGAUUGUUUUUUGAGACGAGAAUACGAGGAGGAUAUUCAGAUAUAGAGUGAAUCGUGUAGAGUGUGUACCAUUAGCGACAAUGAAACUUGUACUUUG
Messenger RNA from Guillardia theta CCMP2712, 1033 nucleotides. RefSeq lists its product as hypothetical. Bases 230 to 889 code for a protein of 219 amino acids. The record is from RefSeq and is a predicted model, not a curated record. The transcript has a single exon. Lineage: Eukaryota; Cryptophyceae; Pyrenomonadales; Geminigeraceae.